CAAUUCCAGUCCUGUGCAAGAACUGACAAACACAUGUUCAGUUGUCCACACCAGGUGACAAAUCCACUAGUAGAUAAAUAUACAUCUUAUCAAGGGGCAAAUUCAAGUACUAUAGAUGAAAUGAUGUACAAGUUGCCUACCUACCAAGUAAUGGCAUUACCCAAUUUUACUUGGGGUUCUAUAGAUGGAGGUCAUUUUCUUGCGCUUAUUGAUCAAGCUUAUCAAGAAGUUGUUCAUUGGAGAAAGAACAUGUUUCAGGUGCCUUGGGGUACAUCUGGGAAACAAUUCAUGUCUGAACUGGCCAGACUAUUUCAAGCUCAUGCUGAAGCUACUGCUUUGGAAUCUGUUGCAAUCACAGCUGCAAUGGUAAUGCCACAUCUUUUGCUGCAAAGGCCUAACAUGAAAUCGAAGCCCCGAGAUCAUGCAUCUUGUCCCACACGACGAAUGCCAUCCUGGCUGGAAGGUGAUAUCCAAGGUCUACUUAGAGAAGCAAGAACAAUUCAAUUACAUCUGGGUAAUCGAGCUCAGUCCUGUCGUUCAAACAUGAAAACGGAUUCAUCUCGAAAAUUUGCAAAUUACAUGAAAAAAGGUGAUGACAGGGCUGCAGGGAGAUUUCUCUCAGACGAGGCUGAUUGUGGUGUUCUAUCUUUGGAUGAAUGCAUUGAUGAUGGUUUACACCAGCUAGUAAGAGAAAUAUUGAAGAAAAAACAUCCUGAUCCCGCACCUUUGGUACCAGAUGCAGUGUUGGAUCCUGGUCUCUAA
This is a messenger RNA of Corticium candelabrum, 762 nucleotides long. RefSeq lists its product as uncharacterized. NCBI's taxonomy places the organism in Eukaryota, Metazoa, Porifera, Homoscleromorpha, Homosclerophorida, Plakinidae. Bases 34 to 762 code for a protein of 242 amino acids. The transcript has a single exon. The record is from RefSeq and is a predicted model, not a curated record.